UCUGGUUCAAAUUUCGAAGCUCGUACGUGGCCAGUUCUUCUACGGACUCGGUGCGCGCGCAAGCAUUUGACAAGCCCGCGUAUUCUCAGGAACUUUCGAAAUUCAAAUUUUCAAAAUGCAAACCAAUCAAAUAGAUGACGAACAAAUCACAAUGCUGCGGCGAGCCUUCAGCAUGUUCGACUCGAGCAAGCAGGGCCGCAUCGAGAAGGAGAAAGUGCGCACUAUCCUCAACACCAUGGUGCACAGCUUCGACGACCGCGAGCUGGACCAGAUCCUGGACAGCGAGGAUGUUGACGGCAGUGGCAAGCUGAAUUUCGACUCUUUCCUUCGCGUGGCCACCCAUUUCCUGGACGAGGAUGACGAAGCCUUACAGAAGGAGCUGAAGGAAGCCUUUAGACUCUACGAUAAAGAAGGAAACGGCUACAUACCCACAUCCAGCCUGCGCGAGAUCCUCGCGGCACUGGAUGACCAGCUGACUCCAGACCAGCUCAACGAAAUGAUUGCUGAGAUCGAUACUGACGACUCUGGGACCGUGGACUUUGAUGAGUUCAUGGAGAUGAUGACUGGCGAUUAACUGGAGCGAUGGCGCCCUCACCGUCUAAUUUACACAUCCAUCGCAAUCGCUUUCAAAUGGAUAGCGAUUAUAAUGGCAAUAGCGACUUUUAAAUGGUGCCGAAGCUUAAUCUUGCACAUUACAUCUGUUUUUGAUAGAAUAUUAUCCUUAACUUUGUAACUACAUAUUUACAAAAUGUGUGUGAAUUCGGCAUGCUUCAUAAUAGGCUAGUUCCCAAAAAAAAAAACUUUUAGGCUUUUUUUAAGGGUUUUUUGGACUUAUAAUUUUUUAUUUUUUUAUAACAAGCAAUACGAAUUUUAUGAUGCGUUGAAGUUUGAAAAAAUGAAAAAAUUAAGACCACGGUAUAAUAGUUUUUGUAUUAUUCUUCAUUCACUAAAUUGACAUAAAAAAGGAAUAAAUUGAACGAUGCAACUAAUAAAGAUAUAUCAUUCAAAAUAAAUUGCUUUCAAAAUAAAAUCGCUAUCAAAGACAUCAGUAAUGCCAUUUAAUUUCAAAGCGAUUGCAAUUGCGAUGAAUGAUGUAUUUACGCAAUAACCCCGAUCGUUGGUGAUAAAUAACACCUAAACGCAAAGAUACUCUAGUCACUAUAAUAAACAGAUAUUUUUAUUUUAUGCCGCAUAUUUUUGUUUCGCUACCUUCGUGAUGGAAGACGUUUUUUAUUGGUGUGACAGAUUAUUAGUCAUUGUUCGCUUUUCUUGCGGAAAAUUAGGGUAACAUUUUGGCUUUUCCUUAAGUACUAGUUUCUUAGGGAAAAAUGAUAAUAUUAAAUUAAUGAUAUCUUAAAUGUUCUAGACUAGUUUGCAUUCUUGGUUGACAAGUUAAGCUCUCUUAACUGAAAACGCCUAGUUUAACUAUUGAUACCGAGUAUGUGGAAACUU
Molecule: messenger RNA, 1452 nt
Organism: Ostrinia furnacalis (Asian corn borer)
Lineage: Eukaryota; Metazoa; Arthropoda; Insecta; Lepidoptera; Crambidae
Product: troponin C
Exons: 6
Coding region: 116-574 (152 amino acids)
Cellular component (GO): myosin II complex
Molecular function (GO): calcium ion binding
Source: RefSeq, a predicted model, not a curated record